Molecule: messenger RNA, 1299 nt
Organism: Chondrus crispus (carragheen)
Lineage: Eukaryota; Rhodophyta; Florideophyceae; Gigartinales; Gigartinaceae
Exons: 1
Coding region: 1-1299 (432 amino acids)
Source: RefSeq, a predicted model, not a curated record
AUGGGUAGAGCUUUCGGGGCGAUUCUACGAAACAGCCACGUGAUUCUUUUUAACGACUUGGAGUCGUACAUCCUCAGAGAAACGGGCAAUGUUACUUCGAUAGCGAUAAUUGAGAUGGUAAAUAACGUGCACAUGCGGUGGCUUGGAAUGGAGGUAUAUCGCGUCAUGGACCGUCUACUGGUCGUUGAGAUGCAUGAGGCCCCACGAUUGUCGUUUGACUGUAUUAGGUCGCCCGCGUAUCCAAGAAGCUGGGACGUGCGUUGUGUUGAUCCGAGACUUGAGCCGAAUUCCGUCAGGAGACAUGAUGCUAGCCUACCGGGGCGAGGGGAGGACUCCCUGAUGCAGCACGAUGUGGUCGUAGACUUCGGGCAGCGCUCGGAUCCGGAUAUCAAGUGGGAGUCCGUCCAGGUUUGGAGAUUCUUAUCAGCAAGCCAGGCCACUGGAAGGAUAGAUAGACUGAUUAUGUCGGGACCGAACAUUACUGUUGCCGGGUCACGCAUCUACCUGGUAGCGGUCAUACGCGGAGGCCCUCAACCAUCUAUAUGCAUUCACGCACGCGGCAGGCUAGAAGGCGGAAACGGAAUGGUCUGUCGCAGCAGACGAUGGCCUAGCGAAAUGGUAAUGCUUUCGGCCUUCCAAGCGCUCCAAAUAACCGCGAACAACUAUGAGUUCUUAUGGGAGACGUCAAGCUUCUGGGCUAGUACGGACAAUGAGAGAGCAGAGACCGUAGUUAAGUGGGUCUCAACGAGUCUUGAGCACGUGCGGGGGGUAUCACUUUCAGACGUGCAGACUGUCGCGACUGUGAAUCACUAUUUCCUAGCGGGCUUUGUAAUAAUUCUGCUUUCGAUGGCCGCUGGCGCUGUAUCCAUCUUAGGUCUAUCCUUAGGGAGCAGGGGCGCUCAUGGAGAUUACUGGUAUCUAACACUGGAGGGCAGUCGUCGAGUGUUGGCUAUGUCGGCUCUGAGUAGGUUGAACUGCAACCGCACUCCAAACAAGUCACCCUUGACUGCGCUCGUCAGAACAGGAGAUUUAACAUGCCACGUCAGCACGUACUACGGCCGCGACGUAGAAGUUUUGGGAGACGGUAUAAUAAAGGCAGGAAAACUGUUGGUGUUGGGAGGGCGGCGCAAAUCUUCAAGGUUAACCCCCCCAGGUGGACGCCAUCACAUCGGUUCGGGGAGAGAGGCAGUAUCGAGAGCAGCUGCCCUGACGACGGAAUGUGGGGCGAGAGCCGACAAUUUAGAAUCCGGUGACAAAGAGAGGAGGGACACACGGACAGUAGAAGGAGGAAAAGAAUAA